Molecule: messenger RNA, 3783 nt
Organism: Syngnathoides biaculeatus (alligator pipefish)
Lineage: Eukaryota; Metazoa; Chordata; Actinopteri; Syngnathiformes; Syngnathidae
Gene: pelp1
Product: proline, glutamate and leucine rich protein 1
Exons: 19
Coding region: 10-3609 (1199 amino acids)
Biological process (GO): rRNA processing
Cellular component (GO): nucleus
Source: RefSeq, a predicted model, not a curated record
GCGCGCUCAAUGACGUUUUCGCGCAGUCGCAUAUCACUGACGUCACUUGCCUUGGCGGACAUGCGGGCAGGCGGCAAGAUGUCGGCGUCGUCUUGGCUGCACGGGCCGCCUGCUGGCCGUUUGACUGAGGGCUUAUUGUCGGUUAUGAAGGAGCAGCGUCCCGAGUAUUUGCCCAACCUGCUGGACAACUACCGGGAGCACGGCGUGCUCCGAACACAGGGCGACGGCGCCUUGGGCGGGCUCCUUGGCUUUAGCAAUGCCAAACUGGCCUCCAGCAAAACCAAGUUCGAGGGGCUGUGUCUGCUGUCCGUGCUGGUCCAGGACAGUUCUUGCGAGCUGUUCCAGCAGCAUUGCCUCUCGUGGCUGCGCUCCCUGCAGCAAGUCAUCCAGUCCCAGGCUCCCGUUCAGACCGUGCGGCUGGCCGUGACCAUCUUGAAAGACCUGCUGCAGUAUUCGUCUCAGCUGGCCGAGCUGGCGCGGGAGGUGGGCCUCAACUGCGUCCUGGGCAUCCUCACCUCACUGCUGGGCCUGAAGACGGAGUGCGAGCUGGCGGCCAUGGAGGGCAUGACGGCGUGUAUGACCUACUACCCCCGAGCGUGCGGAUCCCUGCGGGACAAGCUGGGCGCCUAUUUCCUCUCCAAAAUGGACAGCUCCAACAAGAAGAGCCAAGAGAUGGCUUGUCGGUGUUACGGGCGCCUCCCCUGCCUGGGCGGCCUCACCGACCGAGCGUCGGGGGCCGGCCGGGCCGACCGCUGGACCGAUCAGGUUCACUGCCUGCUGGCGUCGGCCAACGGCGCGCUCGCUCACCUCUACCGGGGCUCGGAAUCGGACAGAACGGCGCAAUACGACGGUCCCGGGGCCGAGCUGGGCUUUCCUCCUCUGGACCCAUCGGACGCCCUGCUGCCGCUGCAGCUCCAGCACAGAUACGUCGCGAUGUGCCACGCUCUGAAACACACCCUCAGGGUGGACCCGGGAUCGGCCGUGCGUCUGCCCGUCAGGCCCGUUCUCAACCUGGUGUGUCGAGCGCUCGCCAUCGGGCCCAAGAGCAUCAAUUUAAUGGGCGACGGCAGCGUGAGGCUGCUCCUCCUGCCCGCCGUUCACACCGGCGCCCUGGAGGUCUUGUCUGCGCUCAUAACAGUCGUGCGGAGCGGCAUGGCGCAGUACGCCGCGGUGCUGCAGAGGCUUUUGGCCCAAACCCUCAGCGCCUGGACGCCUCCGCCUGAAGCCGACCCGGGGCAGCAGAGAGCCUUCAGCUGGGUGCGCGUAUCCGUGUAUAGAAGCCUUGAAGCGUGGGUGCAGGUGGCCGGCGCCUCCGCCGGCAUCCUCCAGGGGAGCUCCAGCCACACCGAGGUCCUUUUCGCCCACCUCCUGGGGGACAUUACACCCGGGGCCGAGUCUGUCAAGUUGCGAGCGGGCUUGGCGGCCGACGUGGUUCCCGGAGGCAAACCGGGCCCCCGCAGGACCAAACCGCUGGUCAUGGCAGAUGCGGUGGGGCCGUCCCUCCAGAGGAAAGGCGACCCUCUGGCCAACCAGGACACCUGCCUUUCAGCUCUCAGGGCGCUACGACAAAUCGUACUGACCAGCGGGAGCCUCCUGAAAGACGAUCUGCACAAGCGUCUCCAUGAAGUUCUGCUGCCGCUGUGCGUGCGCCUGCAGCAGCAGCAGUCCAGCUGCAACGCCGCCUCCGAGGCUGCAGCGGGCGUCAGCGGGCAGUAUGGCGGCGCCCUCGCGCGGCGGGAACUCUACAGGUUGUUGCUGGCUCUGGUCCUGGUCCCGUCCCCCUCGUGGCCUCCGCCUCUCACGUGCGCCGUGUCUAUCCUCAGCAAAGGACGCACGGACCGCAACCUCAAGGUGUCCUCGUUCUGCACCGAGGCUCUGACCGUCUGCAACUCCCUCGUCCACCCGCGCGCUCCCUCCGUCGCCGUCCCCUUGCCGCCUCUCACCCUGAAAGCGACACCCUCCGCUUCGGUCCUGCCGUCCUCCCAGGGCCCGACCCCGGGCCUCCCGUUGCCCACCCUCCUCGGAGGCCCCGGCUCUUCUGGCGCCUUCGCCCCCCGCCGCUCGCUGGGUCUGCCGGGCUCCCUGGAGAACCACCCGUCUUUGGUUCCGGGCCUGGCCUCGGGCGACGCGAUCUUGUCCCCGCACGCGCACCGGCAGCCGGAGCAGGCCGGCCUGGGCCCCCCGGAGGGCCAGAGACCCGUUUUUGUGCGCUACGACAAAGAGGAAGCCGAGGACGUGGAGAUCUCGCUGGCCAGCGACUCGGACGACAGCGUGGUCAUCGUUCCUCCGGGGACGCUCGUCACGGAUACGCGCAAGCCCGUCGAGCCUCCCGCCGCCGUCCCCCAGAACCAGACCGCCGAGCCGGCGGCUUUGCCUCCCGUCGCGACGGACGGGGUCUCCCUCGCCGUCGACCCGGCCAACUCGUCCUCUCCCCCUCUGCCCGGCGCUCCCGUCGACGCCUCCGCGGACGAAACGCCGGCCGUCAGACCUCAGCUCCAGCAGAUGCUGAUGCAGCCCUCGGCCCCCGCGGCCCUGGGGCCGCCCCUCGACGCGCAUCAGCUGCAGAACCAGCUGGGCCCCCCGCCGGGAAGGCUUCCCGCCGCCAACAGCAACAACGAAGACUCGGCCGUCAUCAACAUCAACAGCACGGACGACGACGAGGAGGAGGAGGAGGAGGAGGAGGAGGAGGAAGAGGAAUAUGAAGAGAUGGAGGACGACGAAGAGCUGGACGAGGAGGACGAGGAGGAAGUCAGCGAUUUUCCCGAGGGAGAGUUUUACGAAGGCGAAGACUUUGACGACUUUGACGAAGAUGGGGAGGAUCUGGAGGAGGAAGAGGAGGACGAGGAGGAAGAGGGGGACGAAGACGGUGCCAUGCCCCCGUUGGAGGGAGCGGGGGACAAGGCCGGCGUGGCCGACGGCGAGGAAGAGAAGGCGCUCCGAGCGGAAGGAGCGCCCGCCGGCCGCGGCGCGGGGGGAGUCCAGGAGGUCCGGCUCGGCGGGCUCGACGUCGCGGGCGAGCGCGCCAAGGUGCGCGAGGUGGAGAGCAUCGGCGUCCUGGAAGGGGCCGCGGAGCAGGACGAGGAGGACGGCGAGAAGAUGCACGACCCCACCAUGCCUCAGAUCCUGUGUGUGACCGGCGGAGCGCCGGAGGAGAGGGAGGAGUCCGAGGGGGAGGGGCCGCAGGAGGCCGCCGCGCCGGCCGGUGCCGAGCUUCAACCCCAACAGCGGGAAGCGACGGCCCCCGCACAGGAAGUGGGCACGGGCGACGACCGGCCGCCCGUCCUUCAAAAAGAAUUCCCGGCGGACCCUCCCGAGGUCGCCGACCCGCCGCCCGCGGAUUCCGCCGCCUCGUCGGGCCCCUCCGAGCGCCCCCGGGAGGAAGAAAAAGACGAAGGGGCGCAGACGGACGGAGGAGCCGCGGAAGAGAGCCAAGGCGACGGGGGCAAAGGAGUCAAGCGGAAGAGAGACGACGCGCACGAGGACCCGGAAGCGGGACCCGCCGCUGACGGGAAAAAGACGCACCAUGACCCCAUCGCCUCCAUGUUGGCCGAUUUUGUCGCCUGCCCCCCCGACGACGACGAGGUCACGGCGUCGGGAUCGAACCCCUAAGCGGAAGGAGGCUUGCUACGAUUCUGUUUGUCGUGCUAAGUUGAUUUGAUUUGGGCUGCUUUGGAAAAAGGAAAGCGUGAGUCGGCGUCUAACCAAACCAAACCAGUUUUAGUACUCGCACUUGGCUGGAAUUCUUCCGCUUCUCUGAGUGUAUUUUUUUUUUUUUUUUUUUUU